Brachypodium distachyon (stiff brome) is the source of this 1543-nucleotide messenger RNA. RefSeq names its product aldose 1-epimerase. Gene Ontology annotation, molecular function: aldose 1-epimerase activity; carbohydrate binding. The record is from RefSeq and is a predicted model, not a curated record. NCBI's taxonomy places the organism in Eukaryota, Viridiplantae, Streptophyta, Magnoliopsida, Poales, Poaceae. Bases 193 to 1296 code for a protein of 367 amino acids. The transcript has 5 exons. Gene Ontology annotation, biological process: beta-D-galactose catabolic process via UDP-galactose, Leloir pathway; glucose metabolic process.
AAACUCGACAUUUUCUCUGAGGCCUUGGGGGCAGAAACCAAGGGAAACACGACAAUUCAGAUUUGUCACCAUCCCGCCCGUCCCAUCCAUCUCUGACUAGUGACUACAUAAUCCACCCAUGACAGUCUCUUGUCUCUUCGACUCUUCGUCUUCCCCUUGCAAGGCUAAGCCUCCUAGUAGUAGCAAGUAGCAAUGGCUAGAGUGCCUCUUCUCGUCGCGCUGUGCCUCGUGUGCUUUGCCAGUGGCGCCAGUGCAGCGGGGAGGAAGAUGGUGGGCGUGUAUGAGCUCAGGAAGGGAGAUUUCUCCGUCAAGGUCACCAACUGGGGCGCCACCGUCACGUCCGUCGUCUUUCCUGAUUCCAAAGGGAAUUUGGGUGAUGUUGUCCUUGGCUAUGACACCAUUGCUGAAUAUGUGAAUGGAUCUAGUUACUUUGGAGCGCUUGUCGGACGAGUAGCCAACAGAGUUGCCAAGGCACGCUUCGUGCUUGAUGGAAAAGUCUACAACCUGUACGCCAACGACGGCAAGAACGCACUUCACGGUGGCCAUAGGGGUUUCAGUAAAGUUAUAUGGACGGUGAAGGAAUAUGUUGCUGGCGGUGACUCCCCACACAUCACACUAUACUACCAUAGUUUUGACGGAGAACAAGGGUUCCCCGGUGACCUGGACGUGUACGUGACGUACGAGCUGUCGAGCCCGUACGUGCUGCGCGUGCGCAUGAACGCGACGGCGCUGGACAAGGCCACCCCGGUGAACCUGGCGCAGCACACGUACUGGAACCUGGGCGGGCAAGGAAGCGGCCGCGACGUGCUGGGCCACACGGUCCAGCUCUUCGCGGCCCAUUACACGCCCGUGGACGGCACGCUGAUCCCGACGGGGCAGCUGGCUCCCGUGGCCGGCACGCCCUACGACCUCCGGACGCCGACCGCCGUGGGCGCGCGCGUCCGGCAGGUGUCCGGCGGCAGCAGCAACGGCAGCGCCGUCUACGGCUUCGACAUCAACUACGCCGUGGACGGGGAGGACGCGCGCGCGCUGAGGAAGGUGGCCGUGGUGCGGGACGGCGCGUCCGGGCGGGCGAUGGAGCUGUGGGCGGACCAGCCUGGGGUGCAGUUCUACACCGGCAAUUUUCUCAAGGACGUCAAAGGGAAAGGCGGGGCGGUUUACGGGCAGUACGGCGCGCUGUGCCUCGAGACGCAGGGGUUCCCCGACGCCGUCAACCAGCCGGGCUUCCCGUCGCAGAUUGUAAGGCCGGGGCAGGCCGCGUACAAGCAUGACAUGGUUUUCAAGUUCUCCUUCUAGCUGGUUGUUAGUAAUGGUCAUUACAACGUACUACUCCACUAGUUUAGGCAAAUUUAGUGAAAUGGUCUCCCCUGCGAGUUCUUUCUGAAGUUUUUAGUGUGGCAGGAGCAGCAAUAAUCUCGUGUUCGAGAUCAAUUUGCUUAGAGAAAUAAUGGAAAACAGUUUUUUGGGUGCCAUCGCUGCUUUUGAGUAUUUGAGCCUGGCUGUUCGCAGGGCCUCAGCUCGGCCACAGUCACUUGCGGUUGAA